This is a messenger RNA of Opisthorchis viverrini, 438 nucleotides long. RefSeq lists its product as hypothetical. The transcript has a single exon. The record is from RefSeq and is a predicted model, not a curated record. The annotation marks the transcript as partial. Lineage: Eukaryota; Metazoa; Platyhelminthes; Trematoda; Opisthorchiida; Opisthorchiidae.
AUGGCUUUUCUCAAAACCGGUCAGGUGGGCUUUAUUCACUGCGCUUUUGAUGAGGUGCUGGAAAAAGCUCAUCGGCCCUCACAUCAUGUCAGCUAUCGGAUGAAUAACACGGAAAGCGGAGUGUUGAUCGAUUUGGCACAACCUGAAUCGGUUUCCAUUGCUAUCGACCCGGCAAACACAAAUUUCACCGUUCGGCGAUAUAAAGUGGUCGGCAUCAGUGCAAAGGAAUAUACGGGACUACUGAUUACCACAUGUACCAGCGUGUUCUCAAACCUGACUGCUGAAUUGGACAUUUACUCACCCGAUAGGUCAGUGGAGAUCAACUGUAGCCGGACAUUCACCAUCCAGGAGCCGGCCAACGGCGAGUUGGAAAUCAAAACAAUUGCACAAAACUAUGCUCAUCAGCCUGUUCCCUUAGGUACUGAAUUCAUCUGUGCU